Messenger RNA from Anastrepha ludens (Mexican fruit fly), 2659 nucleotides. RefSeq names its product serine hydroxymethyltransferase (gene Shmt). Gene Ontology annotation, biological process: L-serine catabolic process; folic acid metabolic process; protein homotetramerization. Gene Ontology annotation, molecular function: serine binding; protein homodimerization activity; pyridoxal phosphate binding. The transcript has 3 exons. Gene Ontology annotation, cellular component: nucleus; cytosol; cytoplasm. Lineage: Eukaryota; Metazoa; Arthropoda; Insecta; Diptera; Tephritidae. The record is from RefSeq and is a predicted model, not a curated record. The coding region runs from base 77 to 1690 and encodes 537 amino acids.
AUUGAGAAAACAAACAACCAAAAUACACGGGUUUCAAAGUGAAUAAAUAUCGAAAUUGUUUAGCUUUAGAUAAAAAAUGCAACUACACAAUAAAUUGCCCCGUGCCAUCUGCAUACUCGGUUCGCGAACUCAGUUAUCUAACGCCGCCAAUAAAAUGAUCAAUCAGCGGCCCGGUAUUCAAGCUUUAUUUGUAGCUAUUCGCCUACGAUCACAUUUUUCAGCGGCUGGUAAAUUAUAUGACAUUAAGUCUGGAUUUAAAAGUUUUGUGGCGAAUUAUUCAACGAAUAUGCCUGGAAAUCUAAAACUAUUAAGUGAUGGCAUUCGCGAAAGUGAUCCUGAGUUGUACGCCAUCAUAAAGGAAGAGAAGAAACGACAGGCUGUGGGCUUAGAAAUGAUUGCCAGCGAAAAUUUCACAUCGGUUUCGGUGCUGGAAUGCUUGAGUUCGUGCCUGCACAAUAAGUAUUCGGAGGGUAUGCCCGGUAAGCGUUACUACGGGGGCAACGAAUUCAUUGACGAAAUAGAGCGCCUUGCACAAAAGCGUGCCCUCGAAGCAUUCCGUCUUAAUCCCGAAGAAUGGGGUGUAAAUGUUCAACCCUACUCGGGUUCCCCUGCCAACUUUGCAGUGUACACCGGACUUUGCCAACCACAUGAUCGUAUUAUGGGUUUGGAUUUGCCUGAUGGUGGCCAUUUAACACACGGAUUUAUGACAGCUAAAAAGCGUAUUUCUGCCACAUCCAUAUUCUUCGAGAGUAUGCCCUAUAAGGUGGAUCCACAGUCAGGUUUAAUCGAUUAUGAUCACCUGGAGGCGAAUGCUAAGCUCUUCCGGCCACGCGUAAUCAUAGCUGGAGUUUCAUGUUAUUCCCGUUGUCUUGAUUAUGCUCGUUUUCGUAAGAUCUGUGAUCAAAAUGAUUCUUAUCUUUUUGCUGAUAUGGCGCAUGUUGCUGGCCUGGUUGCAGCCGGUUUAAUUCCAUCGCCAUUUGAAUAUGCUGAUGUGGUGAGCACUACGACACACAAAACAUUGCGUGGUCCACGUGCUGGCGCAAUUUUCUAUCGUAAGGGUGUACGCAAGGUGCUACCAAAUGGCGAAAAAGUGUUAUACGAUUUGGAAGAUCGCAUAAACGCAGCAGUAUUCCCAGGUCUACAGGGAGGCCCGCACAAUAACACUAUUGCUGGUAUUGCCACCGCCAUGAAACAGGCGCAGACAAAAGAAUUUGUUGACUAUCAAAAGCAGGUUAUCGCCAAUGCGAGUCGUCUUUGCGAUGGUUUGAUAAAGCGUGGUUACAAUGUUGCCACAGGCGGCACCGAUGUGCAUUUGAUACUGCUGGAUUUACGCAACAUCGGUUUGACCGGUGGGAAAGGCGAAUAUAUACUAGAGGAAGUGAAUAUUGCCUGCAAUAAGAAUACUGUACCAGGCGAUAAAUCUGCCUUGAAUCCAUCUGGCAUUCGACUUGGUACACCGGCUUUAACUACUCGUGGAUUAGUAGAGUCUGAUAUUGAUGUUGUCGUGGAUUUCAUUGAUCGUGCACUGAAAAUUUGUAUUGUAGCUACUAAAAUAUCCGGUCCGAAAUUGGUGGACUUCAAAGAAGUCUUAAAGUCUAACAAAGAAAUUGCAAAACAAUUGAGCGAAUUACGGAGCAACAUUGAAAAGUUUAGUGCGAAAUUUCCACUUCCGGGUCUUGAAGACUUUUAACUACAACCAUGAUGUACAAUAAAAAAGCUGCUACAAAAACAACAACAAUAAAGAAGGUAGUUCCAUCGUCAGUAAUCGCCUGAUAUUUAAAUAUAUCAUGACAUUUAAAUCUACCAAACCUCCCGGAAAAAUCUUUCGAUAUUGAGUUGUGAAAGUCUUGUAUUCGAAUCAAAAGGAAACAAAAACAUAUAAAUUAGUUGAUUAUCAUAAGUAUGGAGUAAACAAAUGUUUUGCAAAAUGUUUUUCGAUAAUAUUUGAGACGAAACAGUGCCUCAAUAUUUUUAAAGACAUGAAUGAUGCUCCUGUAUAAUCAAUUAAUUCUUGCAUUCAAAAGAGCAGCUUUAGAGUAAUAUUUUUAUAAAGAACAGUAAGAAGCCAUUGAUUUUUGAAAUCAUAUAACCCCAUAGAAUACUGUUGAGUUCGAUAGAUUGGAAAGCACCGGAUGUAAUUUUACAUGCGGCAAUUAACUACCAUCGAAGAAGAGACCAUAGACAGUCGGUUCUAGGAAACCGAAAGGAACCGGAUUUAUAAUCGGCCAAGAACUGUCACUUCAGCAACAUUCCCCGUUUAUGUAUGGGGAAUGUGUAUGCUGAUACAAUAACAACAACAGGAGACCAUAUAUACCCCUCACUUUUUACGAAGAGACUAACUUGAGAUUUACCGAAAUUACUCGGGAUUUAUUAACCACUGCUCGAAAAAAAUAUCCACAAUUAAUUACUAGGCAAAAUGAAGACUUAUAUAGAAUAUUUUUUAGAUGUUUUUGGUAAAAGUUUUUCCGGGUUGUCAAUGUAAGUCUAAUAAGUAUAAGUAUAAUGUGAAACUCUCUGCCAAAAAAAAAAAAAAAUGUGCCAGAUAUUUGCAUGUGGUUAAAUGUACAAAAUAUGUUUUUUAAUUACACAAAUUAGAAAUGGAACUGCCUUCUUGUAUUAUGUCUGCUACUAUUAAUUAAAUAUAAACAUAAAAAACUAA